UCUGGAGUUAGAAUCUUCCUUUUAACGCCGGCGAUCGGCACAAUGCAGGGUCGACAUUCGGCAGAUGAGUUGACGAGGUUGGUUACCUGCGGGGUAGACGAUAACCCUGGGCUGCACGAUAUAUGAGUAGCAGAUAUAAAUAAGAUGAACGGAAUACUGCAUUUACUUCCCCAAUGCUCGGUCGAUUCACCUGUUGGAUCUUUACGCCAUGUCCUUUUUAGAUGAGGCUCAGUCGGACGUGCCGCUUCUUUCGGAGAAGCACUCCGGCAUCCCGGAAUUCCUGCUAGAGAAAGCCCGUGAGGCUAAAGCCGGCAUCUUUGAAACAAGAACAAAGCCCAAGGCCACGGGGGAUAGGCGGCCUGUUAUCCCUCCUGGUGUUGAAGAGCAGGUGUUUGUUACUGCGCUUGGCGAACUUGGACAGCAGCUGGGCCAAGACAAUGUCGAACGUAAUGACAAGCCGUUGAAAGAUGGAUGGUACAUGGAACAUCCGAACACCCAUGACCUGAUGACAAUCCUCGAUGAAGAGGAACUAGUACCAUCAGCAAUGGUCUAUCCUGGAAGUACUGAAGAAGUCCAGCAAGUUGUCCUAUGGGCGAACAAGUACCACAUACCCAUCUUCCCCAUCUCAAUGGGCCGAAAUCUGGGAUACGGCGGUGCAGCUCCUCGAGUGCGUGGGUCUGUCCUUAUUGAUCUCGGCAGACGCAUGAACAAGAUACUUGACAUUAGCCCGGAAGAUUAUACGUGUCUUCUUGAGCCGGGUGUCUCAUUCUUCGCUCUUCACGAGGCGAUCAAGACAAAGGGGUACGAUCAUCUUUGGAUUGAUGUCCCAGAUGUCGGCGGUGGUUCCGUCAUAGGGAACACCGUAGAUCGCGGCGUUGGGUACACGCCUUACGGUGACCAUUGGGCAUGUCAUUCGGGCUUAGAGGUCGUACUUCCAACAGGAGAGGUCAUCCGAACGGGUAUGGGCGCUCUUCCGGGUAACAAUACUUGGCAGACGUUUCCUUACGGGUUUGGCCCAUAUUCUGAUGGGAUUUUCUCGCAGUCUAACUUUGGCAUUGUGACCAAGAUGGGAAUGACGCUGAUGCCGAACCCAGGCGGGCAUGAAGGCUUCAUGUACACCUUUCAAAAGGAAGAAGAUCUUAACCAGCUAAUCGAGAUCAUUCGACCGCUCCGAAUCAGCAACAUCCUAGAGAAUGUUGCGCAACUGCGCCAUGUCACGCAAACUAUCGCAGUCCGCGGUAGACCGCGAACCGACUUUUAUAAAGGUGAGGGUACGAUCCCGAAUAGUGUGGUCCACGAAGUUGCGGCCAGUCUACCCAUUGGUGACCAUACGUGGGCUUACUAUGGCAUGUCGUAUGGCCCCCCACACAUCCGCCAGUAUAAGCUCUCUAUUAUCGACGCCGAAUUCAAGAAAGUCCCGGGUGCUCGUCGGAUUGAUCCGUCGGCGCUGCCACCAGAUGAGUAUUUUUGGGCUAGGGACCGCAUCGCCUCAGGUACUCCCGAACUCCACGAGUUACGUUGGGUCAAUUGGAUGCCCAACGGCGCCCAUAUCGCAUUCUCGCCUGUCAGCCCGAUCCGUGGCACCGACGCGACCAAGUUGUUCGAGCUAGCUAAGAAAAGACAUGACGAGUUCGGAGUUGACCUGUUUCCGGCGUUCUGCGUCGGCCUGCGUGAAAUGCAUCUCAUCGUCGAGCUUGUAUAUGAUCGCGCAGAUCCUAAGCGUCGAAAAGAUGUGCUAGACUGCUUGCGACAUCUGGUGGACGACGCGGCGGCAUGUGGGUAUGGAGAAUAUCGAACGCAUCUAGUGCUAAUGGAUCAGGUCGCUGGGACGUAUAACUGGAACGACGGUGCGCUGAUGAAGUUCCACGAGAAGUUGAAGGAUGCGCUGGAUCCUAACGGUAUCAUGGCCCCCGGACGCUGUGGUAUCUGGCCAAAGAAGUAUAGGAACCGAGGAUGGGAGAUGACUAAAGACAGCGGUAUGAAUUCCCAAGGCGAUGGCGUUGCGCCACCUUCAUAGGGUGACCAGCCCGUCCUGCUAUUAUUAGAUGAUAGUUCCAAUUAAACGGUAUAUAAGGGAACUACAAGCCAUCGAAAUAAUCUUACCUCUAGCACAGGUUCUCGGCAGUUGUGGAUUGAGCAGGAUAUUGUCGAACCACGCUCACAAAUAGAAUUUCAUAAACUCUCACUUGCUUCGUUUUGCCAACAUACCCCAAGAGUCUGUCGCUUUCGAAUGACCCAGAAACCAACAGCGAUGAUCACGAGAUUCUAC
Messenger RNA from Daldinia vernicosa, 2269 nucleotides. RefSeq names its product putative vanilly-alcohol oxidase. The transcript has 7 exons. Bases 209 to 2017 code for a protein of 602 amino acids. Gene Ontology annotation, biological process: lactate catabolic process. Gene Ontology annotation, molecular function: D-lactate dehydrogenase (NAD+) activity; D-lactate dehydrogenase (cytochrome) activity; FAD binding. The record is from RefSeq and is a predicted model, not a curated record. Gene Ontology annotation, cellular component: mitochondrion. Lineage: Eukaryota; Fungi; Ascomycota; Sordariomycetes; Xylariales; Hypoxylaceae.